Messenger RNA from Caenorhabditis bovis, 1350 nucleotides. Lineage: Eukaryota; Metazoa; Nematoda; Chromadorea; Rhabditida; Rhabditidae. The record is from the annotation of a GenBank genome assembly.
AUGCAAAAAUCAUCGAAAGCCGGAGGUUCUGGCAAUUAUAUGAAUAUUCUGGUACAUCCAUUGGUGAUUAUGCAAAUGUCAGAACAUUAUUCGCGAACUAAAGUCCAGCAAGGAACAUCGGUUGAAGCUGUUUAUGGAGCGCUUCUUGGAAAACAACAAGGUCGCAAAGUCGAGGUUAUCAAUUCGUUCACAUUUCGAAUGUAUGCCGACGAGGAAACACGAACGAAAACUUUCAACGAAGAACACAUGAUUGCGCGAGCUGAGCAAUACUCAGAAGUUUUCCCAGAGCUUCAAGUUGUCGGAGUUUAUUGUACAAGUGAGAGCAACGAGAUGUCGCAAGAAGAAAAAGCGAUUUUCUUGAAAAUGACAAUUUCAUUGAGAAAAUCCGAAAAAAUUGAUAAUCCUCUUCUUCUUAAAUUAAAUGCUGCUACUGCUGGAGUAUCAAGAAAUUUGCCGUUGUAUGCGUUCGAAGGAGAUGUUGUCGAUGUUGAUCGAUAUUGUCCAGUGGAAUGGUCAUUGGUUUCAGAGGAGAGUGAGCGAAUCGGUGUUAAUCAUAUUGCAAGAUUGUCAACAAAGAAUGGAAAAGAUGAAGGAGCUGUAAAUGAGAAACACAAGAAAGCGCAAGCAGCUGCUCUUGAUAUGCUUCUCAAUCGUGUUCAGCUCAUUAUGCACUAUUUCAAUGAAGUGCAGGCUGGUAAACUAGAACCAGACAUUGAAGUUCUUCGCGAAGCCAAUUUGCUCGCUCAAAAGCUUAACGCAAUCGAUCGUUAUUCAGUUGAAUUCGACAGAGAUUUUGUGGAGGAGGAUAAGGAGAUUGCGCUGUUUUCUCUCCUUCCGAAAAUGACGGAAUUAGUCGGUAACCUUUCCCAGAUUUGGGCAAAAGUGUCUACUCACCGAUUGGAACUCCACAGUGAUGAUCCUUAUGGAGGAAAAGGUCGCUGGUUGUAUCAAAACAUGGAAGCCAGAUCAGCUAAGUUUUACUCUAAAUAUCGCGGAGACAACGAUGAAGAUUAUUUGGAUGAUGAUGAGUUUGAGAAUGAAAUGAGCGGACCACGAAGAAAAAUUCAUGCAGCGGAUUCUCAACAACCAGGCCCCUCCGGAUUGCGAUCUGCAAAAAGGGACAAGCGUUUUAACGUGCGUAGAUUCGAUGGAUCAAGGCGACAAACCCCGAAUCGCGUUCUUGAGAUCAGUGCGAAUAACUCUGGACAAAUGUCGACUGAUCAUGAGAUGGAUACUGGAGCUGCAAACGCAUGGGGUCCUGAAGAUAUGGCUACCGGCUAUGUUCCUGAAGUACCGCGUCCUUCGGCAUCCAACGUCGUCUUGGAGGAAAACAUUGAUGAGCCGCAGUAA